UGGACUGGAAGCCGAAAAACAGCAGACGCCUGUGAACCAAUAGAACCCCGUCAAGCUGAUGCCAACCAAUUCAGCCAAUAGUAACAGAGAAUUCGCUGUGCCUCUAGCCACCACUUAAACAAGACUUAGCACUCCUCGUUUUCAAAGCAUCACCUAGCUGCAGCUUGUGUGCUGCCGUGUUACCAACGUACAGGUGGGUCUGCAUACAUUUCUCAUCAUAGUGUGUAUGCUAACAGCUUACAAAGUACCUGAAGUAUGUCAGCCACCACAACACAAACACAGCUAAGAAAAGCUGAGACAAAAUCAUUACAGGAUGUCAGCGAUACAAAGAAUUACAAGACCGACAAGUCAAACGGCACAAUAGAUGCACAGCUUGAUGAUGACAGAAUGGGCAGGGAGAUGUCUGAUGAUGUCUUUGAUGACAGUUACAAACAAAAGGAAGGUCCUAAACCUCCCAUGAAAAUCGUGUGGCGGAAUGUUAUCUCUAUGUUUUCAAUACAUGUAGGAGCAGUAUAUGGGUUCACUAUUAUCCCAUCAGCAGAGCGAUUUACUUGGCUUUGGGCAAUUCUCUGUUUCAUUGCGAGUGCUCUUGGGGUGACAGCAGGUGCACAUCGACUUUGGAGUCAUCGGUCCUACAAGGCCUCAUUUCCCCUUCGGUUCAUUUUGGCAGUUUUCAACACUAUGGCUUUCCAGAAUGAUAUCUAUGAGUGGGCACGAGACCACAGAGUCCACCAUAAGUACUCAGAGACAGACGCAGAUCCUCACAAUGCAAGUCGUGGGUUUUUCUUCUCCCAUAUUGGCUGGCUGCUAGUGCGGAAGCACCCUGAUGUCAUCGCAAAGGGCAAGCUGCUGAACCUAAGUGACCUGAAAGCUGAUAAAAUCGUCAUGUUUCAGAGACGGUUCUACAAACCCCUGGUGAUUCUGAUGUGCUUUGUGAUGCCCACCUUUGUUCCCUGGUACUUCUGGAAUGAAACAUUGCAACAUUCGUUUUUCAUCGCAGCUAUACUGCGUUACGUCAUGGUACUUAAUGCUACCUGGCUAGUGAAUAGUGCAGCACACAUGUUUGGGAACCGUCCCUAUGACAAAUAUAUAAAUCCAAGAGAAAACCAUUUUGUGACUACCUGGGCCAUAGGAGAGGGUUUCCAUAAUUUCCAUCACACAUUUCCCUACGAUUACUCCACAAGUGAGUUUGGCUGGAGACAUAAUUUGACAACUGGCUUCAUUGACCUUAUGUGUAUCCUGAGAUUGGCCAACAACCCCAAGAAAGUUUCAAAGGAGGUUGUCCUCGCACGCAGAAUGCGCACCGGAGAUGGUAGUGAUAAGAGUGGCUGAACACACUUUCUGAUAACGUACUUUUUGUAUGUGUGUAAUAUGAAGCUGACUGUUGAAAACUAGACAGUGCCACUGAGAAUAUUGUAAAAAAUGAAAUUUCUCCAGUGUUUUUCAACUGUGCCCAGAACUCAUAUUAAAACCAGUACAGUCAUUCCAGCUGCAAUUUGUUGUAGCCAUUUGUGUAACACAUUAAUGAUUGUUUGUUGCCUGAGGUGUGAGGACCCAAAUAAUCUGAAAUAGUAGUUGCACUUUUUUUUCCUCUGUUACCUGCCACUCUGCUUUUUGUGUGUUGUGCCUCAGGUGUUGUAGCACUUAUGUGUUAACAUGUCAAAAAUAAUAGUAAUAUGUGCAGGCUAGAACAAUUCAAAAUAGUUUUCAAAAUGUCAACGCUUAGAACAAGUAGGCCGAACUGACCCUCGAAACAAAGGAAAGAAAACCUCAAAAUGAAUAAGAGAAGAAGAGGAAUAAGUAAAAGGUAAUAUAUAUAGGGAGUUGCAUCCUUCCCUUUUAAAUAUUCUCCUUCUUAUACUGCCAUAAAGAAAACCAAGGCAGAAGGUUAGGGGUGCCUGGAUAUGGUUUGUGGUGUGGAUGUUGGACUGGGCAGCAAUUCAGAAACAACUUUACCAGUAAUUAUGGAUCCAGUCAGGACAUUAUAUGAGAAGACAGACUCUCACAUUCCAUUCUUGUAGGCCAUUGCUCACUAAAUUUGGAAAAUCUUUGAGGGUCUUUGAAUUGUAAGCUACUCUUCUCUUCACAAAUAAAAAGUUCCAUGUAAUACAAUCUUUCCCUCAUAAACUGCAUUUUUUUUCAUCUGAGUCGAGAUGAUUGAAAAUUGUAAGCCCAGUAUGUUGUGCAUCCAGAAGUUUUUUCACAGGGCUGUGCAGUUAUGUGCACACUGCACACAUUUUUAUGUAAUGUAAUGCUUAUUGUGCUUUAAAGGGCCGACCACUUUUUUAGCGGUGUCUUCGUGAAAUAAAUUGUAUAGGUGCCUUUCUGUCCUUCGGGUCAUCAGAAUACAGUGAGGUUAUUACAUUAGGAAUGGCUCUUUGGUUGUUAAAAUUUAAUUAAAAAUCACUUGUUUUCCUACUUAACAGCAUUCAUUUUACUCUGGAUAAGAGUGUCUUUUCUUUCAAGUGAUACAUUCACUUGUCCAAAUUAAAAGCAUUUAUUUUC
Messenger RNA from Protopterus annectens (West African lungfish), 2505 nucleotides. RefSeq names its product stearoyl-CoA desaturase (gene SCD). The transcript has 6 exons. Gene Ontology annotation, biological process: unsaturated fatty acid biosynthetic process; response to fatty acid. NCBI's taxonomy places the organism in Eukaryota, Metazoa, Chordata, Ceratodontiformes, Protopteridae. Bases 256 to 1332 code for a protein of 358 amino acids. Gene Ontology annotation, molecular function: palmitoyl-CoA 9-desaturase activity; stearoyl-CoA 9-desaturase activity; iron ion binding. Gene Ontology annotation, cellular component: endoplasmic reticulum membrane. The record is from RefSeq and is a predicted model, not a curated record.